Capsicum annuum is the source of this 693-nucleotide messenger RNA. RefSeq names its product phospholipase A-2-activating protein-like. The transcript is spliced from 2 exons. The record is from RefSeq and is a predicted model, not a curated record. Gene Ontology annotation, cellular component: nucleus; cytoplasm. Lineage: Eukaryota; Viridiplantae; Streptophyta; Magnoliopsida; Solanales; Solanaceae. Bases 253 to 678 code for a protein of 141 amino acids. Gene Ontology annotation, biological process: ubiquitin recycling; proteasome-mediated ubiquitin-dependent protein catabolic process. Gene Ontology annotation, molecular function: ubiquitin binding.
UUUCCUUGUUUUUUUUUUUUUUUAAGAAAGAAAGAAAAACAAUUUGCCGAGAAGAAAGAGAGUCAAAAAAUGAGUAGUUAAUCGGAGCAAAAAGACUUGCAUCGCAAGUGAUUCCGUUGUAAUCACAAAGUACUUUUUCAUAAACUAUACAGUAUUUGCUUCUUCAUAAACUGAUUGAUUUUGCCCCCGUCUGUUCAAUUCUGUAUUCCGAAAACCCUAAUUUCCUCCGUCGAGCGAAAUUCUUCGGUGAAAAUGGCAAUGGAAAUCGAUUCUGCGGAGUAUCAGUUAAGGUGUCAACUCACUGGUCAUGAAGACGAUGUUCGGGGGAUAUGCGUAUGUGACAAUGCUGGUUUUGCAACAUCAUCUAGAGACAGAACUAUUAGGUUUUGGUCAUCGGAUGAAUCUAACAAACGUAGUUAUACUACUUCAAAGAUACUGCUAGGGCAUACGAGUUUUGUUGGUCCAUUGUCUUGGGUUGCUCCAAGUGAGGAGUUACCUGAGGGUGGACUUGUAUCUGGUGGAAUGGACACUCUUAUCUUGGUGUGGAAUUUGGCUACUGGAGAGAAAAUUCAGACACUUAAGGGUCAUAAGUUGCAAGUUACGGGCAUUGCUUUGGAUGGCUCAGACGUUGUAUCAACAUCUAUUGAUUGGUAUGUGACAUUUCUUACUUUUUACUGAAUUUGCUAUUUACUU